Boeremia exigua is the source of this 1486-nucleotide messenger RNA. RefSeq lists its product as uncharacterized. NCBI's taxonomy places the organism in Eukaryota, Fungi, Ascomycota, Dothideomycetes, Pleosporales, Didymellaceae. Gene Ontology annotation, cellular component: endoplasmic reticulum; lipid droplet. Gene Ontology annotation, molecular function: triacylglycerol lipase activity; acylglycerone-phosphate reductase (NADP+) activity. The record is from RefSeq and is a predicted model, not a curated record. Gene Ontology annotation, biological process: triglyceride catabolic process; phosphatidic acid biosynthetic process. The transcript has a single exon. Bases 407 to 1417 code for a protein of 336 amino acids.
UACGGAUGUCGUUACGCAGAGCGCAAAAAAGAGGGGCCAUUUGCCGAGCGAUCAUCACCCAAACAAGUGCGUCAUAUCCUACCUAGGUAUGUUCACGCAACAACAAUCGCAGUCGGGCUUCAUGAGAUCCACGCCAUUUCGACCGAAAAUUCGAAAUCCAUGGGUGCGACUUGGGAUUACGCAACGGCAUCUACAAGCUAGCAGAUGAGUGAUGAGAUCGAAGAGGCAGAGAAACGCUCGCUGUAGCGGACGAUGUCGAACAAGUACGCAAGUUACCAGAUUUGAUGAUCGACUUUAGAAAGAGCAAUGGAAACGCAAGGCCAAACGAUGUCGAGAGAGGGCAGAAUGACAGCCGUUGCUCGUACGUAACGAGAGGACGCUCUUGGUAAGGGCUGGAAAAAACGUCAUGAGCCAAGAACCUCCUUCAUCGAACCUCAACGGCAAACCGCCGUUACGUCUUUGUAUCGAACGUAAACAAAACCUACAUCGGCGCUCGAUAAUAAUGUCUUCAGCUACGCGCACCGUCCUAGUCACAGGCUGUUCUGAUGACUCUCUCGGCUCUGCUCUCGCGCUCGCCCUACACAAACACAGCGACCUGCAGGUCUUCGCAGCAGCACGCGACACAUCAAAGAUGGCUGCGCUGUCUUCCGCUGGCAUCAAGACACUAGCAUUAGAUGUCACGUCCUCGGACUCAAUCAAGUCUCUCGUUGAAGAGAUCACACAAUUGACCAAGGGCAAACUCGACAUCUUGAUAAACUCCGUCGGCGGCGGCCACUACCAGCCAUUCCUGCAUCUGGACAUCGAUAAAGCGAAGCAGCUAUUUGACGUAAACGUAUGGGGCUUCGUGGCAACAACGCAAGCCUUUCUCCCGCUCCUGCUAGCCAACGCCGAACCCGGAAAGAAAGGCCGCAAGAGCAUUGUCGUCAACAACACUUCGAUCUCGUCGGUGUUGCGCACACCCUACCACUCCGCCUACUCGGCGUCAAAAGCCGCAAUGGCCAUGUUCAACGACAUUCAGCGCAUCGAGCUGGAGCCCCUCGGCAUCAAAGUCGUGGACCUCAAGACCGGCUCUCUGGAAUCGAACUUUGGCGAGAACAAGACCAAUCCGUACGAACUUCCAGCGGACUCACCAUACCAGCCGAUCAAGGAGGAAGUCGUGAAGAUCAUCAGCGGUGAGACGACAGAAGCAUACGCGGAGGAUAGGAAGGCGUGGGCGAAGAACGUGGUCAAGGACUUGAUGAAGAACCCGGACAGUCCGCCGCCACAGAUCUGGAGAGGUGGUGCUGCAGGCACUAUUCAAGUGAGCAGUAAGAUGGACAGCAUUUUGCCGGACUACUUGACAGAUGGGAGCUUCCAAGGACUGGGAGGGCUGGAUAAGCUAGGGAAGAUGUUAGAAAAGCAGGGAAAGGGGGCUUGAGGAUAUUCGUGCUCGUGACAGACUUGCAACUUCCCGGAUUGCAAAUGAAUACUAUGAUCUACAAAGUCA